Molecule: messenger RNA, 1462 nt
Organism: Cercocebus atys (sooty mangabey)
Lineage: Eukaryota; Metazoa; Chordata; Mammalia; Primates; Cercopithecidae
Gene: MIF4GD
Product: MIF4G domain containing
Exons: 6
Coding region: 284-952 (222 amino acids)
Biological process (GO): regulation of translational initiation
Cellular component (GO): cytosol
Molecular function (GO): RNA binding; protein binding; translation activator activity
Source: RefSeq, a predicted model, not a curated record
ACGCCGCCUCUCCCGCCCGCGGGAUCCUGCGCCGUGGGCUACGCAGUCCGCCCUGUGCUGCUGGAAGGGGCGUUCUGGGCACGGGGGGAGCGGUCGAGGGCUGGAGACUCUAAAGGCGCCUCCUAUGGCCAGAGGGGACCCUCUGGCGGGAGCCACCUCUCGGGGGCGCAUCAUCCUGUCCCCCACUGUAAGAGGAAAGCUCCAUAAUGGAGCUUAGGAAUUAGGAGUCUGGAGUGCUGUCCUUAGUCCCAGCCCAGUCAAGAGCUACUGGGGCUGGCUAGUCAUGGGGGAGCCCAGUAGAGAGGAGUAUAAAAUCCAGUCCUUUGAUGCAGAGACCCAGCAGCUGCUGAAGACAGCACUCAAAGAUCCGGGUGCUGUGGACUUGGAGAAAGUGGCCAAUGUCAUUGUGGACCAUUCUCUGCAGGACUGUGUGUUCAGCAAGGAAGCAGGACGCAUGUGCUACGCCAUCAUUCAGGCAGAGACUAAACAAGCAGGCCAGAGUGUCUUCCGGCGUGGACUCCUCAACCGGCUGCAGCAGGAGUACCAGGCUCGGGAGCAGCUGCGAGCACGCUCCCUGCAGGGCUGGGUCUGCUAUGUCACCUUUAUCUGCAACAUCUUUGACUACCUGAGGGUGAACAACAUGCCCAUGAUGGCCCUGGUGAACCCUGUCUAUGACUGCCUCUUCCGGCUGGCCCAGCCAGACAGUUUGAGCAAGGAGGAGGAGGUGGACUGUUUGGUGCUACAGCUGCACCGGGUCGGGGAGCAGCUGGAGAAAAUGAAUGGGCAGCGCAUGGAUGAGCUCUUUGUGCUGAUCCGGGAUGGCUUCCUGCUCCCAACUGGCCUCAGCUCCCUGGCCCAGCUGCUGCUGCUGGAGAUCAUUGAGUUCCGGGCAGCCGGCUGGAAGACGACGCCAGCUGCUCACAAGUAUUAUUACAGCGAAGUCUCCGACUAGGCCCCUAGAUCAGGGCUUCCUUGCCAGCACUGGCCUUUCUUCUACACACCUCUGAAACUGGCAGUGGAGUCUCUGCCUCACCCAAAGACUUUUCCCUUCCAGACUUUGAGUGUCUUCCCUUCUAGACUUUCCCAUCUCCUGGUGAGAUGUUUCCCACUUAUGCCAUGGUCCUGCCCUGAGCCCCUUUCCCCACCACCUUCCCACCAGGGCCAGGCAGAGAAGAGCAACUCCUAAGAGCCACUGCACUGUGUAACCAUUAGUGCAACUACUACCUUGGUGCCUCAGUUUACCCAUCUGUAAAAUGGGUAAGCAUAGCCAUUGGGAUGCUUUGGGAUGUCAACGGGCGGAGGCAGAGCACAAGUCAUACCAGAAACUGCUUUUUAUACAUUUUGUACAAGGACAACUCUGGAAGCAAGCCUAUUUCCUCCAGCCAGUUUCAAUGAAUGCUGCACCACAUGCUACACCAGUUCAGCGUGAGAAUUUUCUAAUAAAUCUUUUCUAAUACUAAAA